Messenger RNA from Monodelphis domestica (gray short-tailed opossum), 6285 nucleotides. RefSeq names its product PHD and ring finger domains 1 (gene PHRF1). Lineage: Eukaryota; Metazoa; Chordata; Mammalia; Didelphimorphia; Didelphidae. The record is from RefSeq and is a predicted model, not a curated record.
GCUCCGGGAGCCAAGGAGGGGAGGGGGAAAGCGCGGAGUGGCCGGUGCCAUUCCUCUAAGAGGGUGACGGAGGCUGGGAGGGAUGUACCAUUCCACAGGGGGGGACGCCACUCGGUGCAGUGCCGGCCAUUCUAACAGCAAGAGGGGGAGCCGUGGAGGGCCGUAACCCUGAGGGGCGACGCUUCAUAGCGGCAUCUCCUUUCUCUGGCUCUGCUAGGGACAGCAUGAAGCCAGGGCAAAGUCUGGGCCCCCGCGCUAUGCUCCAACCCGGCGAGAUACCGGCCUUUUCACGCCUGCCGCACCGCCUCCCCCUUGCCGUUCUCAUGGAUCCGCCCAACGGGCGGCGAGGGCGGAGACAUCCCCGGAAGUGGCUCUAGUGCACUUCCGGGUCGGGAGCGCGCUGGCGGCGACGGCGACGGCUGGGAUCUGGGCGGCUGCGUCCGGGGCCUAGUUCGGUGGCAGUGACGGGAGUCAGAGCCGAGGCCCAGGCUGGGCUGGAGUGGAAGCGGGACCCGGACCCGGACCCGGACCGAAGUCGAACCCGAGCCGCAACGAAGCGGGAGCAGCGCCGGGGCCGAGCCACUCCCAAUGUACAGCCAUGGAUGAGGACAGUCAGGACGAGCUGAUCCGCAGGGUCCGAGGGCAGCGCGGAGGAGGCGGGGGCCGGCGCCACCUGGAAGUGUUCAGCGAGGAGGAGGACAACGGCAGUGAGCAGGGCCCAAGUGGAGCCUCUGGGGAUGACCCUGACAGCAGCAGCAGUGAGGAGGAGGAGGAUGGAGAGGAAGGCUCCGAUUGGGAGAGUUCCGAAGACGAUGGUGACUCUACGGAGGGAGAAGGGCCAGAGGUGGCUUUGGGGGCCACCCCAGAACCCCCCAAAGGACAGCCAGAGCCUCUAGCCGGGGCAGGUGUCAGCUCUGACGAGGACGCUGAGAGCUGCCCCAUCUGCCUCAAUGUGUUCAGGGGCCAGGCAGUGGGCACCCCAGAAAACUGCGCCCACUACUUCUGCCUCGACUGUAUAGUGGAGUGGUCCAAGAAUGCCAACUCCUGCCCUGUGGACCGAAUUCUCUUUAAAUGGAUUUGCAUUCGGGCAAGAUUCGGUGGCAAGGUCUUGAAAAAGGUCCCUGUGGAGAGUCAAAAGGCCCCUCAGGCUGAGGAGGAGGGAGAAGACCCAACCUUCUGUGAGGUGUGUGGCCGGAGUGACCGGGAGGAUCGGCUGCUGCUCUGUGAUGGCUGUGACGCCGGGUACCACAUGGAAUGUUUGAACCCAUCCCUGAGUGAGGUGCCCGUCGACGAGUGGUUUUGUCCCGAGUGUGUUGCCACAGCGGCCCCCACAGCAGCCCCUGCUACCGCCAAUGAUGUGGAUCCCGUGAGUGAAGAGGAAAUGGCCUUGCUCCUGGUUGAUGUCGUCCCCACUACCAGCCGGCUGCGCCCCAACGUGGGGCGGACUCGGGCUAUUGCCAGGACUCGCCAGAGUGAGCGGGUGAGAGCUACUGUGAACCGUAACCGCAUCACCACCGCCCAGAGGAUUCAGCGGGUGCCCAGGUACCUCAUGUCAUCUCUGCUCGACGAGACCAUCGAAGCCGUGGCCUCGGGUCUGAGCACUGCCGUGUAUCACCGCCCCGUGACUCCUCGCACCUCAGUCCGACGGAAAAGGAAAACAGGGAGAAGGAAGAAAGCCUCUGGAAGAAAGAGAGCCUCCUCCAAAUCCUCGGGGAGAAGCAAGAGCUCGGGGGCCCGUCCCAAGAGGCGCAAGGCCCGAGCCAAGAAAAGGAAAGGCCAGAAGAGCCAGGUGAAAACCAAAGUCACGGCUCGUUCUCGCAUCGCCAGGACGCUGGGCCUUGGGAAGCCCCUGCGCGGAGCCUCCAUACCUUCUGUGUACAAGCCGGUUGAGCCUUCUCUGGGCUUCAUGAGGGCGGACAUCGGAGCGGCUUCCUUGUCCCUGUUUGGAGAUCCCUACGAGCUCGACCCCUACGAUAGUAGUGGAGAACUCCCAGCAAACCAGGCGUCUCCUCUGAGCACCAAGAGGCGGAUCCUCUCACAGUCGGCCCUCAGAUCUCAUCAGCCUGUGGCUAGACCCAUUUCUGUGGGGCUUUCCAGGAGGAGCGUCCCCGCCGCCUCGGGCCCCGAACAAGACCUCGAGGUGGCUCCUGUCCCAGACCUCUUGGGGAGCAUCCUCUCUGGGCAGAAUCUCCUGAUGAUGAGUGGCUCUGACGUGGUCAUCAACCGCGACGGGUCCCUCACGGCCCGGAAGGCAGCCCCAAUUUCCCUGCAGAGAAGUUCGACUGCUAAGGCCAGGGAAGAUGGAGAAGGCAGAACUAGGGCCAGCGUCCAGCCCAGGACCCUGCAGUCGGGGCCCUCGGCCACCCGCCUCGGUGCAGACGUCUCUGAGCAUUUGGGCUUGAACUCGCAUGGGGGGCCAACCACCGGCACGUUUGCCGCUUCCUCCUCCUCCUGCCUCGGGGGCCCAGAGAAGUCUGGGAGCCCUUCCCCGAGUGCACCCAGAAGGGCGGCUGUGAAAUUAGAAUAUUCAAUGACCCCUCGCUCCGUCCAGACCCAGAACUUGGCAAAUAGGAGCAGACUCGGGUUAAAGCCCAACGAAAUGCCCCAGUUUAAUGGAGACAAGCGUCCUGUGUCAGUGACGUCUGCGUCCCCUAAGGUUUUGAAUGGCCACUCGAGUUCCCCACCACAGAGACCAGCUAUAGGGCAGCCCCUCCAGCCAGCUCCCAGGCGCCGGGACAUCUCGGAGCUGCCCAGGAUACCAAAGAUGAAGAGAGAAGGCAGCAGCGAUGGGCGCGUGAACCCCGAACCCACUGGCAGCAGAGGCGCGGACAUCCCCAACUCCUGCAUCAACCGUCUGACAGGCCGGGAAGGCAGCAGCCAGCCUGCCCGAGGGGGCCGGGUCGAGAGCAAGCCCAGCGGCCGGGACUCCCAGGAACCCAAGACACACUCGGGCAGCAGCUCCUGCACCGGCGCCAGCACCAGCGGCCCCGGCUCCCACAGCAGCCUGGCUCCCUUCGGGCCAUCUCGGGGCAAGGGCCUGGGCUCCUCCUUUGAAAGCUUCAGAAUUAACAUCCCCGGGAACACGGCACACGCCAGCAGGCUCCCCAACCCCGGCUUCUGCAACACCUUCAGGCCGGUGGACAACAAGGUCCAGCGGAAGGAGAACCCUUCACCCCUCUUCUCGAUCAAGAAAACCAAGCAGAUUAAAAGCGAAAUCUAUGACCCCUUUGAUCCCACGGGGUCAGACUCGAGCUCCCCCGGCAGCAGCCCCGAGCGCCUGGGCGCGGGGCUGCUGCCCUCGGAGAUCACCCGCACCAUCUCUGUGGACAGCCCAAAGGUCUCGACCUUCCAGACCGUGCGCUGUGUGACCUCGUACACCGUAGAGAACGUCUUUGGGUCCGGCUCUGACCCGUCCGAUGGGCCAUCCUCCAGCCACCUCGAGCAGGUGGACAAGCUGGAGGAGGAGGAGGAGGAGGAGGAGGAGGAGGAUCAGGCCGGGAGCAGUCCCUGUGCAUCCAGCACUGUGCGGCGGCAGCUUUCCGAGAGGGAGCCAGGGGAGGCCGAUGGGCGCGAGCGGCGAAGCACCUUCUUUGACAUGGAGGAGCGGACCGUGACCUGCGUCACCAUCGAGCCGGCCUCACCCUCUGAGGAAGAGGAAGAGGAGGAAGAGGAAAGCCGGCCACCAGCCACCACCCACAGAAUCGUGGAGAUCCGCUCCCCGUCUCGCUCACGCUCCAACUCAAGCUCGCGCAGCCACAAGAAAGCCAAGCGGAAAAAGGCUGCUGCUACCAAAGAGCGCCGGAAGACCCGGUCCCGCUCGCACUCUCUGUCCCGUGAAAGAAGCUCACGGUCUACCUCGUGGUCAGUGGAAGGAGACUGUGCCAAGAAGCACCGCUUCCAGGCCAAGCCGCGGAGGUCAUCCAGUGACCGCUCCAGUAGCCGCGACCGUGGCCGGAAGAAGAGGGAUAAGGGCAGGGGCAAGGAGAAGAGGAGGGGCCCGUGGUCCCGGGACCGCCGUAAGUCCCGCUCACACUCUGGGAGCCCCGGUGGCGGCAGCUCCUCCUAUGAGGUUGGCGAGGGCCGCAAGAGGAGGCGGCGGCGGUCGAGCUCCCGGGGCCGUGGCCGAGAGGGCUCCCGCUCCAGCAGCCCAGAGAGAGCCCGCAGGCACAAGCGGCGCCGGCAGAAGGGCCUCGAGCGCUAUGAGAAGAAGGACAGGAGCUCACGGCCCCGUGACAGAAGGGGCUCCCGCUCCCGCUCCCGUGAGAGGAGAGGGUGGAGGUCCCGCUCUCCGUCCGCUUCCAGGUCUAGGGAGCACAAGAGGGCCAGGUCCAGGGAGAAGAGGCCCCGCUCACGGUCCAGGUCUCGGGACAGGAAGCAGCCCGGCAAAGGCACAUCUCCACCACCUCUGCCCCCUCCCCUGCCAGAAGAGCCCAAGGCCCCCGAGGAGAGUGUGGCCCCUGGGCAGCCAGCCCCAGACCAGGCCGGCCCUAGCCACGUGGAUGGACCGCAGGCCGUCCCGGGCACCGAGGAGACGCUGCCGGAAGCCCCGGCCCCAGCCCAGGGCCCUGAAGAGAUCGCAGCGGAUGACCUCGACUACGGCGACAUGGUGGAGGCAGAGCACAUCUUUGACGACUUCUCCAGCGAUGCCGUCUUCAUCCAGCUGGACGACAUGAGCUCCCCGCCUUCCCCAGAGAGCACAGACUCCUCCCCAGAGAGGGGUCUCCUGCUCCCCCUGCCUGUGCCCACAGGCAGCAGCCAGGGUAAUCUGAGCCUCCGGGCAGCCCCCGCUCCCCAGCAGGAGGCCAUUCCGGAGCCCCCCGCUCCCUCCGAGGGCCCCCCGCCGGAGGCCGCUCCCUCGCAGGGCGCCGUGGACAACCAGGCCGAGGAGGUUGCCGGCGAGGAGGUCGGCGAGGCUGCCGAGUCGGAAGCAGAAGUCAUUUCCCAGAUCCCCUCGCUAAAAUCGAAAGCCUUGGUGAAGAGGGUGACGUGGAAUCUACAGGAGGGGGAGGACAGCCUGGCAGGCCCAGAGCCCGGCCCAAGGCCGCCAUUGUACAAGCUGCCGAGAUCGCUGGAAGGGGCCUGGAAAGCCGAGGACCUGAACCCCAGCCUAAAUCAGGUGCAGUCCCGUGAGCCUCCGCCCACCAAUUACAUGGUGGCUGAGCCCAUGUUUCCUGACCUAGAUUGCUCUCAGGUUUACAGCCCCAACAUGCCUCUGACCCCGACUCUGCCCCCGAGCGUGCCUCCCUACGCCCCGGUCAGCCAGCCCACGGUCCAGUUCAUCAUGCAGGGCAGCCUGCCCCUCAUGGGCUGCGGGCCGGGCCAGAGCCUGACCGCGGAGCCGGCCAUGCUGGCGGCAGCCUCGGAGCCCGGCGGCCAGGCCCUGGCGGCGGGAGACUCGGAUGAGAAGGCGGCCGUGGCCAAGCCCGUGGGGGGCGGCGUGGCCUCGGCCUCCGCGGCUGCCACCACCUCCACAGGGGAGAAGCCCACGAAGAAUGAAGAGUACAUGAAGAAGCUCCACGUGCAAGAGCGGGCAGUGGAGGAGGUGAAGCUGGCCAUCAAGCCCUUCUACCAGAAGCGCGAGAUCACCAAGGAGGAGUACAAGGACAUCCUGCGCAAGGCCGUGCAGAAGAUCUGUCACAGCAAGAGCGGAGAGAUCAACCCCAUGAAGGUGGCCAACCUGGUGAAGGCCUACGUGGAGAAAUACAAGCACAUGAGACGGCACCGCAAGGCCCUGGAGCCCGAGGAGGAGCCCCACGACGCGGAGAACUGAGGAGGAGCCGCCGCCGCCGCCGCCGGCAGGCGGGAAGCACCAUUAAACUGGGCUCUGAAAGCUCGACUCCGGCCUUGUGUCCUUCGCCUGGGCCGCCGCGGCCGCCCCUCCCCCUCCCGCUCCCGCUCCCCCUCCCCCUCCUCGUGUACCGCGCACACAUGUAUACAUACGUACAGGACCCACCUCUCCCAUAGACGCUCUUCUCAUUGUGUUCUAAUUUAUCAAACAUGGAUUGUCUCUAGAAACCUCGCAAGCGAUUGAAUACUUGAACGGGCGGCCGGCGGCCGGGGCCACGUCCACGCCGGCCGGGGCCACGGCCGGCCGCCCGCUUUAGGAAGUGUCUUCUUGUUCCAAUUAUGUUUCCUGUCACGCAGUGCCCAGGGGGGGGGGGGGGGGGCGGGAGCGGCCCGCUCCUCCUGGGGCACCGCCCACCCCCACCCCCGGGCGGCUGGUCACGUGGCUUCUGGCUGUUGAGAACAUUUUGUAUUUUUUGAGUAGAGUUUGGUGGCUUUAAA